AAAUAAACAAGCAAAUGUGCACUGCACGUCUGCUUGUUUGGUGGCUGACUUCGAAGUUCGGGUUAUUUUGUUUUUAUGUCAUAUCAUAAGCACCGGUGAGACAUUUAACCAUAUUGCUCGUUCUAAAAGCUCUGCAGCUGUAAUAUACGCGUGGAAUCAAGAAAUAUAUAAAGUCGUACGAAAUCGUUCAAUAUGUACAAAAAUUGUCGCACAUAUGUAGUUAGUAUAUGCAUACAAUUGCCUGUAUGGCGAUAAAUUAAGCGAAACAUAUGUAAACAAACGGUACGGAAUACUUAAUAAUAUGUAACAACAACAAUGAAAAAGAAUAUCUAUAAAAAAAAUAUAUAUGCAAAAAAAAAAAAAAAAAAAAUUAAUUAAAGAGAAACCUGUCGCUAUAAACAGAUUUGCGAUACGUCAUUCGUCAUUCGCCAUUCGCCAUUCGCCAUACGUCAAAAUCCCAUCGCGAUAAUCAAAUGCUUUACGUCCACACAACUAUAGUAGUCGGAUAUCUGAAGAUUUUAUCCAUUUAAAGCAACGUACAAAACAUAGAACAGAAGCGCAAUGUUUUUGCCUGUCAAAUCGAAUCAUUCCACCACCGAUAAUACUGCCAACAGUGAGGAUGUCACUACAACUAGUAAUAAUUCAACACAAACACCCAGCGAUCUUAGCCCACCGGGACCAAAUGAGGAAAUAUUACCACAGGCUCACCAUCAAAAUCCAGGACAUUGUGUUGCCUCCUUUGCAGCCAUUAAUCAAAUGCGUUCAAAUGUUCAGCUUUGUGAUGUUACUCUGGAGGUAGGCGGCGAAACUAUACAUGCUCAUAAGGUAAUACUUGCCUCUGUUUCACCGUACUUUUAUGCCAUGUUCAAUGAUGACAUGUUGGAACGUACUCAAGGUAUUGUUAGACUGCAUGAUAUUGAUUUAUUGGCCUUAAAACAUCUCAUCGAUUAUAUUUAUACCGGUGAAAUAACGAUAACCGAACAAAACGUUCAAACUCUAUUGCCAGCAUCGAGCUUAUUACAAAUGCAUUCUGUUCGCGAAGCAUGCUGUAAAUUUCUCUUAAGACAAUUACAUCCUUCAAAUUGCUUGGGUAUACGUAGCUUUGCCGAUGCCCACUCAUGCAAAGAGCUGCAUACGCGUUCUCAUAAGUAUGCUUUACAAAAUUUUCAACAAGUUGUCGGCACUGAAGAAUUCCUUUUGCUGCCUUUUGAAGAGGUGAAAGAUUUAAUUUCGAACAAUCAGCUUAAUAUUAGCUCUGAAGAAAAGGUGUUCCAUGCAGUUUUAAACUGGAUUAAACAUGAUUUAGAUGAACGCCAAAAUCAUAUAGCUGAACUCAUGAGUCAUGUCCGUCUACCUCUUGUCAGUCGUGACUUUUUGAUGACUUGCGUCGAGACCGAGCCACUAAUACGAGACGAUGCUCAGUGCAAAGAAUUGCUUUUAGAGGCUAUGAAAUACCAUUUACUACCAGAGCAACGUAGCUUGAUGAGCAGUCAGCGAACUCAAGAACGAAGACCUGAAGGCAUGCGUCCGUACAUAUUCGCCGUUGGGGGCGGUAGCUUAUUCGCUAUCCAUAACGAAUGCGAAGUGUAUAAUCCACGUACAAAUAAUUGGACUCCGAUAGCAGCGAUGCUGUGGCGUCGUUCCCGGGCAGGCGUGACCGCAUUACAUAAAUCCCUGUACGUGGUGGGAGGUUAUGAUGGCGUUAAUGAUUUGGCUACCGCGGAACAUUAUAACCCCUUAACAAACAAAUGGAUUUAUAUUACGCCAAUGGGUACAAAGCGUUCUUGCUUAGGCAUAUGCGCCUUCGAUGGGUUGAUUUAUGUGUGCGGCGGUUACGAUGGUGCUUCUUGCCUCAGCAGCACUGAACGAUAUGAUCCACUCACCUCAAUAUGGAGUUCUUGCCCAGCCAUGAGCACGCGACGACGUUAUUGUCGUUUAGCGGUUUUAGAGAAUUGCAUUUAUUCUCUGGGCGGUUUUGAUUCCACAAAUUAUCAAUCGAGUGUAGAGCGCUUCGAUCCCCGUGUCGGACGUUGGUUUCCAGUGCCCAGUAUGACGGCACGCCGUAGUAGCUGCGGCGUAGCGUCCUGUGACGGCUACUUGUAUUGCAUUGGCGGCAAUGACGGAACCAUGUGUAUGUCCAGCGGAGAACGCUUUAAUUUGCGACGUAAUAUGUGGGAACCUAUAACAGCUAUGCACUCGCGUCGAUCCACACACGAAGUAGUAGAGGUUGAUGGAUCUCUUUACGCCUUGGGCGGCAAUGAUGGUUCGUCGUCCCUCAAUACAGUCGAACGCUACGAUACGCGCCUCAACAAAUGGACUAUAGUCUGUUCAAUGGUAGCGCGUCGUAGUUCGGUGGGAGCUGCAGUCUUGGAUUGUUUUCAUUUGGAACGCGGUCUUGUACAAACGACAAAUUUAUGACCUCCACUUGGCGCCAUAGCUGAGACAUUUGUCAGCGCCAGCAAUGCGACAUCGAAUGGAAAAAAUUUUUCGCCAACCAAUACUAACGCUAGCGCUUCUUCUUUGCCUGUUAGCGCUACGUGUGUGACGACUACUAACGCAGCCAUGGCAACAACAACGGCAGCAACAAGUACUUCAAAUGGUAUGGCAGUGCCGGGGAGGAUAACAAAUGGUCGCAAUAUAAUGGCUGCCGCUGAUCUACUUAGUGUCGUACUGCCCACCAAUUACGCACUAAGUACAUCGGCUCCGUCAUCAUCGUCAUCGACCAUUUUAAGGCGUUAUCGCGAACGUGACGCCUCAACUGUGGAAUCUACUCGUGCCGAGCGAAGUUCAAAUGACGACUCCAAUGGCAAUAACAAAGCCCCAACUGCUUGAUAUCUGCAUUUUAGAUAAUUUUAUAAAUUUAUUAUUUUUUUGUUGUUCUUUAAAGCUUAGCCUGCCAAAUCCAAAUCGUUCACUGCCUUCUGAAAUUUCAAAGAAAAUCUAAAAAAAAAAAAAUAUUGUUAUGUGUAAGCGGCGGGCAUGCGAGUUUAUUUAGGGAAUCAUCUUCAUCAUUACAAUAAAUUUCGCCAACGGUCGUUGAUAUUUACGGAAUUGAUUCAUUUAUGUUAAUACAAACAACACUGUCGCCUAGACCGCAAGAAUACGGGAUUAGUGUUAACUUUUUUUUUUUUU
Glossina fuscipes is the source of this 3132-nucleotide messenger RNA. Its product is annotated as kelch-like protein 17. Bases 562 to 2418 code for a protein of 618 amino acids. Lineage: Eukaryota; Metazoa; Arthropoda; Insecta; Diptera; Glossinidae. Gene Ontology annotation, molecular function: protein binding. The transcript is spliced from 8 exons. The record is from RefSeq and is a predicted model, not a curated record.